Messenger RNA from Emiliania huxleyi CCMP1516, 821 nucleotides. RefSeq lists its product as hypothetical. The annotation marks the transcript as partial. The record is from RefSeq and is a predicted model, not a curated record. The transcript has 4 exons. Lineage: Eukaryota; Haptophyta; Isochrysidales; Noelaerhabdaceae.
GGAGCAGCCGUCCAGCAGGGAGUCCACCCUCGCAACAGGCACGCUCGCCACCUGCGGUUGUCUCUGCACAGUCUUGAUGUCGAGCCUCGCCCGCUUCCACCCUGUGCACCAUCGAGUCCACCCGGACGACCGCCUCUCACCGUCCAUCGUUGUGAUUGCCGUCUGCGGCAUGGUGCUCUGGGGCGCCGUGGCUAUUCUGUCCAUCGCCGCCGCGGUGCGGCUCUUCAAGAGCCGACGGGAGAUGCGGUGCCGAGGUCGGAUCGACCAGCCGCGGCGGACCUUCUCGCGGCACUUUCUGAGGCCGGCGAGGGUGGCGGUAAUCUCUCCGACGACUCGGCCGGAGCCAAAGCUGAGGCACGCCGCGUUGAGCGUGCGACGCCGCUGCCGCGUGGACCUCGAGAGGUGGAGGGAGCGCCUCCGCUGGCCGAGGAGAGCGGGUCCGUCGGUGCUGCUCGUGUCGGUCUUCGAGACCGCCAUCGACAUAUCGCCGAUGGAGGAGGUGGUCGACGCGUGCCUCGGCCCGGACAUGUACCCGGCCUUCUACGAGCGGCACAUGCAGAUGCAGAUGCUGUCCACGGUCACCUCUCGAGGGUCCAUCUCUACCUACGUCGGCACCGCCGCGGCGACGCUCUCCUCGCUGAUGCUGCAGCGCGCGCGGAAGAGCGACGCGACUGCAGCGGCGCGGAAAAGCGAUGCUGCGGCGGCAGCGGCAACCGCAGUAGCAGCGGCGGCAGCAGCUCGACCACGGCGAGUGACGGUCUCUCCGCCCCGCCGUGCCGCGGACACACCGCAGGCGCCGCUGCGAGGAGGGCUCGAGGCGU